Molecule: messenger RNA, 1296 nt
Organism: Rhipicephalus sanguineus (brown dog tick)
Lineage: Eukaryota; Metazoa; Arthropoda; Arachnida; Ixodida; Ixodidae
Product: receptor-type tyrosine-protein phosphatase mu-like
Exons: 10
Coding region: 141-1172 (343 amino acids)
Biological process (GO): protein dephosphorylation
Molecular function (GO): protein tyrosine phosphatase activity
Source: RefSeq, a predicted model, not a curated record
GCAGAACGCCGCCAUGCACUGACUCUCUUGAGUCCUUCAUCGAUACUGUUCGCUGCUGCCACCUUGAGGACUCUCAUCCGAUCUUGGUCCACAGCAGGUUGGGUGUCGGCAGAAGCGGCACAUUCAUCCUCAUACACAGCAUGAUCUCUCAAGCGGAGGCAGAAGGCAAAGUUGAUUGCUUGAGGCAGCUUCACUCUAUGCGGCGCAGCAGGAUGAACAUGGUGGAAACUCAGGAGCAGUACAUCGCCGCUCACACGGUGCUGCUCAAUAUGACUUGUUCAAAGAGCAGGAAGCUGACAAUCGAGGAGUUUCUGAAGUUGUACCAGAACUUGAAAGCAACACAUCCAGCCACUGGGAAAUCUCCGAUUUGCAAAGAAUUUGAGGAAUUGAGUCGAAUGCGUCCACACCCUCAAGCCUCGGAAUACAAAGGUGCACGGGAUGAGCGGAAUGCCUACAAGAACAGGUCGCAGAAGAUCUUGGCUGCCGAUAGCAAGAGACCUCGACUGGACGUGACAUUGCACGACAGCAAGACCGAUUACAUCAAUGCCGUUUAUGUGGAUGCAUUCAGGAAACCUGACGCCUUUCUUGUAACACAGACGCCUUUGAAAGAGACUAUUAACGACUUCUGGGAAAUGGUGACCUCUUCUGGUUCUAUAACACUGGUUACGUUGGGGCCACUACCAGACGAGACAUUUUGGCCGGACGUCAACAGUAUUUCCAUUUACGGGAAAGUCACAGUGGAGCACAUAGAAAGCACGGAAUUCCCAGGCUUGGUAGUGCGAAGCUUCAAGAUUUGCCAAAACAAAAAUCCGCCACGGGUAUUCAAGCAGUUCCACUGUCCCGCGUGGAAGCAGCUGGAAAAAAUUCCUGGCUCGCAUGAGAGCGCAUUGGACCUACUGGGCCGCGUGGACCAGUGGCAGAUGCGUGCCGAAGGUGCACCAGUUGUUGUACAGAGUCUAGAUGGUUGUGAAGAGUGUGGUCUAUACUGUGUCUUGGCCAGUGUAUGCGAGCAGGUGAAGCUUGAGCACGAAGUGGACGUUUUUCGCAGCGUACAGAGAGUUCGGGCAAGCCGACCGGAGUUCAUCGUCAGCCUGGAGCAGUAUGCCUUCUGCUAUGAAACUGCGCAUCGGUUUAUUGACUCAUUUGGAAGCUACUCCAAUUUCAGCGGCUGACUUUCUUAUUGAACUUGUACAAAAAAAAUAACUUUAACACAUUUAGCCGCUAGUCAAAGUGUAUUCUUUGCGGCAAUGUUGCUUUUUCUCCUUAAGCUUUUUUUUAACUUUUGUGUGCAUAAAG